AUGCGGUCAUCACAAGAGUCACGAUUGUUAUCUUUACUCAACUCUCCAGAUAACAGAAACAAGUGUGCUGAAUGUGGGUCUAGCUAUCCUACAUGGGCGUCGUGCAACUUGGGUGUGUUUCUAUGUGGAAAAUGUGCUUCUGCCCACCGAACCUUAGGAGAUGAUGUAUCGGUGGUCAAAUCAUUAACUAUGGAUGAAUGGAGCUCUACUGAGUUGGAGUUCAUGGAAUCCAUGGGAAACAGAAGAAACCAUAAAAUAUGGAACAAUAGGAACGAGCCAUUUCCAUACGACGAUAUGGAUAAGGAUGCUGUGAUCAUGUUCCUCAGAAACAAGUAUGUUUUGGGUGAUUUUAGGACAACUCCAAUUGGUGAAGACGACUACCACCUGGAAGUAUUGGAUGGUUCGGGAAGGGGUAGACAUCGUGGGGGUAGGAGUAGUCGCAAUCGGUACGACCGAUAUGGAGACGACUAUAGCGAUACCCGGAAUGACAACUCUAGCCAUUACUCUCUUCCCAGCUUAUAUUCAAGAAGUAGUAGAUCUUCUCGUGAUAUUGAAUUAAAACUACGCCAUAGAUCUUCGACACGAGAGGAAAAAACGCGGUAUGCAGAUGUAGCAAGGAAAAUGAAGUUUGAUAUGGGUUUUGAGGAUUUGGAACUAAAUAUAGAGGCCCUUUGUCUUACCCGUGGGAAUAUAGAGCAGGCUGCUGACUUGGUCAGAAAGGAUAAUGUCACUCAUAUAAGUUCAGAAACUCCUCCUCCACUUCCUAAGAGAAGAGAUACUGUGACUAACAGUGCUCCUGUUUCUGGGUCUACUACCACAGAGUCCAAGUCUGGCAAUGACUCGACAUACAACUGGUUAGAUUCUGAUACUACGGCCAAACCUGCAACUGCUCCAGCUACGAUGCUUCAGUCUUCUGCUGCGAGUAACCAGAUUUAUCAGUAUGUCGAUCCGAACACAGGUCAAUACUAUUAUCUUGAUAGUAAUGGACAGCAAUAUGUCGAUCCUAAUCAACAGCAGCAAUUACAAAUGCAGCAAACUGCUGCCGUUCUGUCACCGUAUAUUAAUGUCCAACAGACAAUGACGGGGCAGGCUAUACGACCAAUGAUGGGUCAGUCAACCAUGAGCCAACCAAUGAUGAAUCAGCCAAUGAUGGGUCAGCCAACCAUGGGUCAGCCAACCAUGAGUCGACCAAUGAUGGGUCAGUCAACCAUGAGUCAACCAAAUAUGAGUCAGCCAACCAUGGUUCAACCAAUGAUGGGUCAACCUAACAUGAGUCAACCAAACAUGAGUCAGCCAAUGUACUCUGCUUCUCAGCAAGCUCAGCAAAAUCAAUUCACCGGUUUCUAA
This is a messenger RNA of Brettanomyces nanus, 1347 nucleotides long. RefSeq lists its product as uncharacterized. Gene Ontology annotation, biological process: intra-Golgi vesicle-mediated transport; endoplasmic reticulum to Golgi vesicle-mediated transport; endocytosis. The coding region runs from base 1 to 1347 and encodes 448 amino acids. Gene Ontology annotation, molecular function: GTPase activator activity; protein binding. Gene Ontology annotation, cellular component: Golgi apparatus. NCBI's taxonomy places the organism in Eukaryota, Fungi, Ascomycota, Pichiomycetes, Pichiales, Pichiaceae. The record is from RefSeq and is a predicted model, not a curated record. The transcript has a single exon.